This is a messenger RNA of Paramecium tetraurelia, 1047 nucleotides long. RefSeq lists its product as uncharacterized. The record is from RefSeq and is a predicted model, not a curated record. The transcript has 2 exons. NCBI's taxonomy places the organism in Eukaryota, Ciliophora, Oligohymenophorea, Peniculida, Parameciidae. Gene Ontology annotation, molecular function: protein binding; peptidyl-prolyl cis-trans isomerase activity.
AUGGAGGGAGGAUUCGUUAAUCUAAUAGAGGAUGGUGGAGUUAAGAAAAGAAUCCUUUAAGAAGGUUAAGGGGAAAUGCCGAUAGACGGAUCAAGAUGCAAAAUAUUGUUUAAGGGAACUUUGGAUGAUGGAACCAUAUUUGAUUAAUAUUUAGACAAAGAGAGACCUUACAAAUUCAGAAUUGGAAAUGAAAUAUUAAUAAAAGGAUUUGACAUUGCUUUAAAGUCAAUGAAAGUUGGAGAAAAGGCAGAAUUGAAAAUCACUCCGAAUUAUGGAUAUGGUAAUGAAGGAGACUAAUAUAAAAAUGUUCCAUAAAAUGCUAAUCUCACUUAUGAGAUACAAUUACUCAAUUUUAAAGAGGGCAAAAUGUAGAAAUGGGAAAUGACGACUGAGGAAAAGCAACAAGAAGCUAUUAAUAAACGAACUAAAGGAACAUCACUCUUUAAGCAACAAAAUUAUAAAGAAGCUUACAAGAUUUACAAGAAAGCCCUCUCUUAUUGUACUCUAACUACUACAGAAGGCAAUGAGUUAAAAGCAAGUUUAUAGCUUAAUUUAUCAAUUUGCUCUUAUUAACUAGAAUAAUAUAAAGAUUCAAUUGAUUAUGCUAAGAAAGCACUUGAUUUAAAGACUAAUCAAUAAUAAAAAUUAAAGGCUUUGUAUCGAAAAGCCCUUGCUCACAUUAAAAUUACUGAAUUGGAUGAAGCAUAAGCUGAUUUAAGAGAAGCUUUAAAUAUAGAUUCUACAAACUCUGCUGUUAUUGAAGAAUUAUCAAAAGUGAAGUAAAUACUAAAGGAAACAAAGAUGAAAGAAAAGGAAAUUUAUUCUAAACUUUUCUAGCAAUAAUUGUAUGAUGAAUCUGAAAUUGAACCCAAGGAAAUUGAAAUAAAGGAAGCUAAAUCUGAAUGCUCAAGCCUUUGUGAUCCAAAUGAAAAUAUUGAAGAAGAAACCCAAGCUAAACCAACAGAUGAAAAUAUAUAUGACUAAAAACCAAAAACUGAUAAUAAUGAAAAUAAUAGAAAAAUCAGUGAAGAAUCAGCACCUGUUUGA